UACGCUGAAUACUCCUCCGCCGGAUCGAAGAAGAAGACGUGGCUAAGGAAGUCAGGCUACAUGCUAAUGCUGCUAACAGGAGGACAGAAGAGGUUCUGGUAAAAAGAGUCAACAUGGAGACAGCGAUGCCCGUGCCUGUUCUCCGUCUGCCCAAAGGACCAGACCCCAACAGCCGUGGAUUUUACCCCAAUUCCCCUCGUUUCAUUGCUCUGUGUCGCACCUCGAUCCCCACCUCAGCUGCUUCAGAGACAGACCCCGAGCAGCUGCAGAGAGAGCAGCACGCACGGUCUGUGCUGCGGGAGAGCUUCCUCCGGUGUCUGCUCUCCAUGACCAACAAGAAGGUUCAGUUUCACAUGUAUGAGAAGGUGAAGGUGGAGGCCAAGUUUAGAGCAUCGGACAUCGACGUGCUGAACUUCCAGGUGUCGGACUUGCACACUCCCAUCGGGGUGCAGAAAGAGGCUCUGAUCAGGUGUCAGGAUGUGAUUUCAUUUAGUUUUGAUGCAUGAACACUUGAGGAUUUUUGUCAGUUUAAGUAGAACAGGUCUUGUAUGAAAAUGUCCUUGGAAAUCUCUUUUGUUGUUGCAUAUAGGAUCUAUUUUCACAGUGAGAUACUUCAUAUGUUUGUUUUUGCAGCACAGUGUUGUUGAAUAUUCGCAUCUAUAUUGUUCAUUAGAUCCUACUUAAAUGUGACUGUGCAAAGAUGUCACUAACAAGCAGUCCCCCUUUGCCAUCACAAGAGGGAGUCCUAUCCCUGUGUUUCAAGGUUGAUGUCAACACCUGACGUGAGCUGAAGCUUGCUCUUGCGUUAGAUGAUGUCAUUGACAGUUAAAUGUUGGAUGAUUUAAAUAGUGUUCAAAUGGUUUAGCAGCUCGAGUCAUCCAAUAUAUUUGUAGAACAAUCUACUAUUAAGCCAGAAAGAUGGUGAUCUCACCGGUCAUGCUGCCUUGAGGAACAAGAAAUGAAUCAAAGCACAAACAUGAUCAAACAAUAUCUACUGUUGCAUCACAAUGAGUCAGUGAGUGCCUCCUUCUACCGCUACACUCUCAGGCCUCUGUAGAUCAUCACCUCUGUCUUCAACGUGAGAUGAUCUAUUACUGUGACAUUCAACCGUUUAACUGAGACAAAUUAAAUGUUGCACUUGA
Paralichthys olivaceus (Japanese flounder) is the source of this 1142-nucleotide messenger RNA. RefSeq names its product gem (nuclear organelle) associated protein 7 (gene gemin7). The record is from RefSeq and is a predicted model, not a curated record. NCBI's taxonomy places the organism in Eukaryota, Metazoa, Chordata, Actinopteri, Pleuronectiformes, Paralichthyidae. Gene Ontology annotation, biological process: spliceosomal snRNP assembly. Gene Ontology annotation, cellular component: SMN-Sm protein complex.